AGAACCAAACGCCCUGCGUCUCGUGGUCUCUCUCUCUCUCUCUCUCUCUUUAUACUAGGCUCUCUCUAGAGUCUAGACCAGACUCUCUCUCACUAUCCGUAUCAGUCAUCAAAACUUCACCACCCCACAGCGCAUUUUAACAAGAAGCUCAGCGAGACUUUUCUGCAAGUGGUUUUUUACUUUGUAGUGCUUCGAAAUUGAACUAAUAUUGGAAUUCAAAUAGGAAAUUUUCCAAAAAGCGUGCUGGAGAUACAAAAUAAAGGUUAAAGGAGUGAAGAUCCGUUAAGAUUCUUGGUAUCGCUAGUUAGUUGGCUUCGAUCAUCAUCAUCAUCAUCCCGUGCCUUUCCGUUCAUGUAUAUAUAUAUACCCUUGACCCUCCUUCUCUCCCCAGCUCUCCCCACUGUUGACUGUCCCCCAUUCUCUCUCUCUCUCUAUUCAUUUGUUGGCGCGAAAGUAAUGAAAGUUGAGAAGGUCGGGAAAGAGAUGUGUAGAGCGAAUGAGGUUGCAGUGGAUGAGGAGCUGGAGCUAAUCCCUGAGUCUGAAAUUUCGCCCACCGUUGCAGAGAUUGAUAGAGAUGGAGAAGAUAUGUUUGUUCCGCCUCUUAACUUCGCUAUGGUCGAUAAUGGCGUCUUCAGGUCUGGUUUCCCCGAUACGGCCAACUUCUCCUUCUUACAGACCCUUGGCCUUCGUUCUAUCAUAUGUCUUUGCCCCGAGCCUUAUCCGGAUCCCAACACCGAGUUUCUUAAGUCGAACGGGAUAAGGCUUUUCCAGUUCGGGAUCGAAGGAUACAAGGAACCUUUUGUAAACAUACCAGAGGAUAUGAUCCGCGAAGCACUCAAAGUUGUCCUUGAUGUUAGGAACCACCCACUUUUAAUACAUUGCAAGCGGGGGAAGCACCGGACUGGUUGUCUGGUAGGGUGCUUAAGAAAAUUGCAACGAUGGUGCCUGUCUUCAGUCUUUGAUGAGUACCAACGAUAUGCGGCUGCCAAAGCUAGGGUUUCAGAUCAAAGGUUCAUGGAGUUGUUUGAUGUUUCCAGCUUGAAGCACCUGCCUUCGACAUUCUCGUGUUCCACUCAAAGAGGUAACAACAAGCUUCUUAAUCGGAAAGCUUUAGUUCCGAGGGAGGAGGAUGGAAACCUAACCCAAAAUAUUAAUGGGUGAUGGUGAUCUCAAAUUUGGUUUGGCAGGUUAAUGAAUAAGAAAUAAGAAGCAUCGCUGUGCAUGCUUGUUCCCCAUUUGUAGCCCUCCUCCCCCAGAGGUAAGGAGUGGUUGUAAGCAAUCUAUUGGGACAUUGUUGUAGAGCAUUAUUUUCUGCUCUGUAUCAUGUUUAGCUGGAUUUAUGUUGGUUUAAUCCUCCUUUCUUGUAAUCCUAAUGUGAUUUUUGUUCCA
Messenger RNA from Macadamia integrifolia, 1389 nucleotides. Its product is annotated as probable tyrosine-protein phosphatase DSP4. Gene Ontology annotation, cellular component: cytoplasm. NCBI's taxonomy places the organism in Eukaryota, Viridiplantae, Streptophyta, Magnoliopsida, Proteales, Proteaceae. Gene Ontology annotation, biological process: protein dephosphorylation. The record is from RefSeq and is a predicted model, not a curated record. The transcript has 5 exons. Bases 352 to 1161 code for a protein of 269 amino acids. Gene Ontology annotation, molecular function: phosphatase activity.